Messenger RNA from Labeo rohita (rohu), 1059 nucleotides. Its product is annotated as oocyte zinc finger protein XlCOF15. Lineage: Eukaryota; Metazoa; Chordata; Actinopteri; Cypriniformes; Cyprinidae. The record is from RefSeq and is a predicted model, not a curated record. Gene Ontology annotation, biological process: regulation of transcription by RNA polymerase II. Bases 134 to 946 code for a protein of 270 amino acids. Gene Ontology annotation, cellular component: nucleus. The transcript has 2 exons. Gene Ontology annotation, molecular function: RNA polymerase II cis-regulatory region sequence-specific DNA binding; DNA-binding transcription factor activity, RNA polymerase II-specific.
GUUUGUUUUCGGUCACGCUAUCUAACCUUGUAGAUAAUGAAGAAGAAGCAUGCACGAGAAAGUUUAAAUAGACUCGGAGAUGUUUCGUUCAUUGGAACAGUGAAUGUUGCUUCUUUGCAAUCUGUUUCCCUAGAUGAUGAACUGCCAUCCUGACUGUAUCGACAUGAAGCCUGUGAUCAAAACAUCUUUUCUUGGAGAUCCAAGGUCUGGGUCGAAUAAAGAGGGUGUUGAAACUUUAGUGCUGAGCAAAAUGGAGGAAUCAGGUGUGAUCUUUUGCCAACGGCUGAAAUAUAGAGUAAAAAAUAUUCAGGUGCCAGAUGAAAGACCUUUGGAUGUUAAAACAGAAGCAGAACUUUCCAUUUCCAAGCCUUCGAACUUCAGUAAGACACCUGUUAAAAAACACAGCACUCAGACUCCUGUUAAAGAAUACAUCUGUAAGCUGUGUGGCAUGGAGUAUCGCCAGAACAUAAGCUUGGUGCGUCACAUGCGAAUACACACAGGUGAGGCACCGCACGUCUGUGAACUCUGUGGGAGGGCUUUCCGUCGUAAAGACUGGCUUCAGUUGCACAGAAGCAUCCACACGGGUAACAAGCGAAAGCUUGUGAAGAGCUUCAGUUGCCAUGAGUGUGGGAAGAAGUUUACUGGCUCCACCGCACUCCAGAGUCACCUGUAUAAGCACAGAGGCGAGAGGCCGUUUGCCUGCGUGCACUGCGGCAAGACUUUCUACAGUCAGACCAACCUUAAACGGCAUCAGGUGGAUUCUCAUUCUGACGGCAAACCGUUCAGCUGUCCUGUGUGUGGAAGCGGAUUCUCGCGUCUUUUUUCGCUGGAGAAACACAUGCGGAUUCACACAGGAGAGAUGCCUUUCUCCUGUCUGGACUGUGGAAAGACUUUUCGUCAUAAAUACUCCAUGGAUGUGCAUCGUAAACAGCACUCAGCUAGUUGAUGUAAUGCACAUUCUUGCAUGUCACAUGAAUGUUUGUUCUUAUUUGGUUGAGUCAGGUCCCUUUUAUUGAUGAUUUUUCUUUUGAAUUUUAUCACACCUGUUUAGUGCCAAUA